Panonychus citri (citrus red mite) is the source of this 1050-nucleotide messenger RNA. RefSeq names its product clotting factor G beta subunit-like. Gene Ontology annotation, biological process: proteolysis. Gene Ontology annotation, molecular function: serine-type endopeptidase activity. The record is from RefSeq and is a predicted model, not a curated record. The transcript has 4 exons. Bases 94 to 984 code for a protein of 296 amino acids. Lineage: Eukaryota; Metazoa; Arthropoda; Arachnida; Trombidiformes; Tetranychidae.
UUGAGUAUAAAACGUUGAUCAUUAGCGUAAUCAGAAACAUUCAUUAAUUAGAAUAAGUUUCUUUCUUCUGGUUAAUUCAAUUCUAUCGUAAUCAUGAGAGUCUUUCUCUUAGCCUGUGUUUUCCUCGUCGCCGCUGUUAACUUCUCACUCGCUUGCGAGUGUGGUAUGGAAGGUUCAGCUGGUCGAAUCUACAAAGGAAGUAAAGUUCGAGCCCACAAAUACCCUUGGUUAGCUCACAUUCGAUCGUACGCCAGCCGAAAAUCUGCAUCAUUCUUUCAAUGUGGUGGUUCUUUAAUCGAUGAACAACACAUCGCCACUGCUGCUCACUGUGUUAUCAGCCGAAAUGGUUCACCUUUCAAUGUUGCAAAUGUUGAUGUUUUCCUUGGAAAAGUCAAGGCUUUCUCUGAAUAUACCAAGGCAAUUUCAGUCUCAGAAAUUUGGGUUGAUCCUAACUACAACCGACAAGAUCUUUCCAACGAUUUCGCCAUCUUGACCCUUUCCAAGCCUGUUAAAUUCACUCAACAAAUUUCUCCAGUCUGUUUACCAAAGAGCGAAGCUGGUUUAUCUAAUCUCACCGUCUCCGGAUGGGGAACCACUGGUCCUCAUUCUAGCGCAAGUGACACUCUCUUAGAAGUCGAUGUUUCAUACUUGACCCGUAACCAAUGUAACGAUAUUAAGAAAAAUUUCUUAUUCAAACGGAAUGGUAUUCCUCUAUCGAUGAAGUGGCUAUUCCCAGUCCCCGGUGUCACCGAGUCUCACAUGUGUGCCAUGAACGAGCAAACCAUGGGAAACGCUUGUUCAGGUGACUCUGGUGGACCACUAAUGAAGAAAGCUGAUAAUGGUUUACACUACCUGAUGGGUGUCGUUUCUGGUUCAUGGGCUGAAUGUGGUGAAGGUGCCGAUAUCGCUGGUCUUUACACUCGAACCCUUUACUACAAAGACGUCAUCAUGAGCAUGGCUCCAAAUUCUUGCUGGAAGGAUUGAAAAAUCAAAUCUAUUCCUAAUAAUGUUUCCAAUUAAAUCGCAUAAUAAAAAAGUUAUUCAGUAAUA